Molecule: messenger RNA, 1113 nt
Organism: Drosophila erecta
Lineage: Eukaryota; Metazoa; Arthropoda; Insecta; Diptera; Drosophilidae
Product: glycoprotein-N-acetylgalactosamine 3-beta-galactosyltransferase 1
Exons: 4
Coding region: 136-1086 (316 amino acids)
Cellular component (GO): membrane
Molecular function (GO): N-acetylgalactosaminide beta-1,3-galactosyltransferase activity
Source: RefSeq, a predicted model, not a curated record
AUUUGUAUGCGGCGGGCAAGGGAAACCAAGGCAGCGCGGACAGACAAAAGCACUCAAUAUAAUUAAAUUGUCGACGGACUCCCCAGCACCAAUAGUUCUGCCACCCGAACCGCCGAUUUCAGUAAACGUUUAGAUAUGCCACGACUAUUCAGUACACGGCGCCUUUUCCCGUCCGGAAAGAAUGCAAUUUACUUGCUCAUCCUGGUCAUUAUAUUGUAUACGGUUAUAUUGCACCGCAGUGGCGACUUUGGAGCUCCGGCAGUCGUCGAGCGCUCUGGUCCACCAGCUCCUAGGAUUUUUUGCAUCAUAUCCACCUACGAAUUUCGCCACGAACAUACCGCAAUUCACGUCCAUCGCACUUGGGUCAAGCACUGCGAUCACUUUCUUUUCGUCAGCGAUGACAUUCAUCACUACUUGGAGCCGGCUGCGUUUACGCAUGUGAGUGACAAAUGGCAACGAAUGAGGGCCCAUCUGGAGUACGUCUACAAGUAUCACUUCCAUCAGGGCGACUGGUUCCUCUACUGCAACGACGAUAACUUUGUAGUCGUGGAGAAUCUUCGUCACAUGUUGAAGACCUAUAGUCCCAACGAACUCAUUUACUUUGGAUGCAAGCUGCGAACACGCAACGGUUUGGUCUUCAUGCUAGCAAGUUCUGGGAUUGUCUUCAGUGGAGCUGCUCUUAAGCGAUUCGCACUCACAGCCCUGACCAACGAAAGUAUUUGCAGUUCGGAGGUGAAAGGAGAUUAUUUCACUGAGGAACUGGGUCGAUGUCUCAAUAAUGUCAAUGUGAUAGCCGGCGAUAGUCGGGAUGAGUUUCAGGGACAUCGGUUCCUGCCUUUCGAGGCGGAUUUGCAUUUGGGAUCGAUAAUUAAUGAAUCCUUGGAACACCACACGUAUUUUCUGGAUCAUUCGUACUAUCCAGUGACUGAUAUGAACUUGCCGGUCUCUUUGCGUUCCAUAUGCUUUCAUAUGAAGCAUAUAUUUGACAUAUAUGAUUUAUACUACUUUGCAUAUAGAACUCGUGUGUUUGGGGUGCCGUUUGACCCGGACUUUAAAAAUGAAAGGAUGGGACUCGAAAAUAAUUAAUUGGUAAGAGUUCAUCAUAACUCAAGG